AUGAUUGAUGCUCGGCUCAGCUUCAAGCAGCAAGCGGAGUACGUCGGCACUAAGGCGUAUGGAGUUGGAACCGUCCUUUCUCGACAUAUGCUGAACAUCGGAGGGCCAAAGCAGAAGAGAGGAGCGUUGCUGUCAUCGGUUGUCACGUCGGCCCUCACAUAUGGCAUCGCCAUCUGGGCUGACGCACUUUUGAUCCAGCACGCACGACGGAAAGUGGCAUCGACUUACCGUAUGAGCGCCCUCAGAGUGGCUAAUGCAUUGCGCACGGUGUCAGGAGAUGCCGUGUGUGUCACCGCCGAGAUGCUGCUCAUAGAAGUACUUGCCGAGGCAUGA
Diachasma alloeum is the source of this 333-nucleotide messenger RNA. RefSeq lists its product as uncharacterized. Lineage: Eukaryota; Metazoa; Arthropoda; Insecta; Hymenoptera; Braconidae. The record is from RefSeq and is a predicted model, not a curated record. The transcript has a single exon. Bases 1 to 333 code for a protein of 110 amino acids.